GUGCGCCACCACCACGAGCUCUCGCAACUUUACUUGGCGCCAAAAGCAGAGAGGCUGGCUCGGGGAAAAUGCUUUAAAGGGCGCGCUGCGGCAUUGCCUCGUCUCCCUUUUCUCUUCUCUUUUCUUCUCGCGAUGGCCGUGGUGCAGGCGGCGUCGGUGCUCGGGAGCUUCCCGUUCAGGGCGGCCGUGGUGGCGCUCUGCGUGCUGCUGCUCCCGCUCCUCCCGUCGCCACGGCCACCUGCGGCGGGGGAAGGGGACGGCGGCGGCGGCGGGGGCGGGGGCCAGGCGUUCUUGGCCAAGGUGUGGGAGCUGCUGCACCUGCUCUUCGUCGGAAUCGCCGUGUCGUACGGGCUCUUCAGCCGGAGGAACGACGGUGGGGGGCGCGUGGAGAAGGAUGCAGCCGCGGCGGCCGGGAAGGCGGACGCGAGGUAUGUCUCGCGGAUGUUCCAGGGCGACCUCGUGUUCGACGAUGAUGGCGAGGACGGGGUGCCCGACAGCCCCGCUGGCGGCGGGGCGCGGUCCUGGAGCGCGCUGCACCACCCCGAGGAGCCUGUGGUCAUGGUGGCGGCAGGCGGGGGCGGGCGGAGCCACACCGUGGCCCAGCAGGCGGCACUGUCGCUGCCCGUCCGGGCCCUGAGGCCGCAGGACUCCGGCGCGGCGGGACACGGCAACGGCGAGUCGCGUGCGCAGCCGCGCGCCCACGACACCGUGCUCCCUUCGCCGAUCCCGUGGCGGUCACGGUCCGGGAGGUUCGACGCACCACCGACUCCGAGCAGCCCCUCACCGUCGCCGAAGAGGCUGUCGCCCGCGUCGUCCAUGUCCGAUGAGACACUGGCCAAGGCCAGCGAGGAGCACGCCACCGUCCCCAAGCGGAGGAGCACGUAUAAGUCUUCCAUUUCCUCCCUACCGCCCCCGCCACCUCCGCCACCGCCGCCGUUCCUUGUUCACAGUUACCACCCUGUGGCUGACCGCCGGACCACUGCGGCGAAGAGCUUCAAGGAGGAGCUGCAGGAUCACAGCACGAAAGGCAGAGGAGAUCAGGACCAUUACUCGCAGCAGGGUUCGCAGAGCUUCAACAGUUCUUCGACUUACACCAACUCCUCGCCGGCGACGCCAAGAAGCUCUUUCGACGGCUCCUCCUCGUCGUCAUCGCCGUCAGUCGGUAGAUCAGUGAGAACAAUCAGGCCAAGAGAAGGAAUCCAACCCAAAAUCCAAGAAGUGCCUGACGAAAACGAAGCCGGCAAUGCAGCGGAUAGUUCGCAUGGAUCAGAAGAGCCGUAUGGAUACAGAGAGUACCAAGCCGUCCCAAGGUUCCAGUACGAGAGGAGGAGCAGCGACCCAAUCCUGGGCAUAGUGGCGGUCUCCUCGGACGAGACCGAGAGCAGCGACGACGACGAGGACGGCGUUGGCGCGUACUCGACGAGGACGAACUCGCCGAGGGAGUCGCCGCCGACGCCAGAGGUGGACGAGAACGAGGUGGACAAGAAGGCGGAGGAGUUCAUCGCAAGGUUCAGAGAGCAGAUCAGACUGCAAAGGAUCGCGUCCAUCAAGAAGUCCGCGGGACCCCGCGGCCUGAAGCACGGCAAGUAGCUGGCUCAGCUCGACUCGCUCGUCGCCGGCGAUCAUCCGUCUCCGGCCGGCGAUGGUUUUGCUAAUUAAGCUUUUCGGUGAACUAGUAGCUAAUGUUCAGAGAUAACAUACUGGAGUACAUCGCUAUAGUAUCAAGAACCACCUGUAAACAUUCGUAUAGGUGAUGAAUGGGAGUGUAUUGUGUUCGUGUCAUGAACUCAUGAUCAUGACAUGCUGGUGUUUUUUGGGGGGCCAUUAAGAGAUCGAUGAUCCAUCUCUAGGUUCAUAAUUAGGCUUUCGGCUGAAUUGGUUUGCCCCAGCUGUGACCCUGGAGUGGCACUGUAUCUUUCUUCUCGAACUGACCACCUGUAGUAUUCUCUAUUUGGUCAGUAGUUCAGUUCAGCUCACCUUUACAGCAGCA
Messenger RNA from Aegilops tauschii subsp. strangulata, 1990 nucleotides. RefSeq lists its product as uncharacterized. The record is from RefSeq and is a predicted model, not a curated record. NCBI's taxonomy places the organism in Eukaryota, Viridiplantae, Streptophyta, Magnoliopsida, Poales, Poaceae.